AUGGACACUCGAAGCUUCGAAAUACCUCUUUUGACUCCCGGAAACGGAAUCGUCGAGGUAGAAGGAGAAGAAAUCACUCCGGAGGAGUUUCACUCUGCCGGGGGAGGUUGGAUGCCGGUCUUACUCAAGGCCCGAGCAGAAAAGAAAGCGCUAAGCCUAACGGCCGGUUCCCAGCCAAACCGCACUCUUGGUAGGAACAACGGGCGGGACGGCCGAGCUCGAAUCAAGAAGGCGCCAAGGCCUCCGAAGCUUCCGGAAGACGAUGCGAAAAUCGUUUUUCGACUUCGGGGAGGACUAAACGUGCGGAAAGAAGACAGAGUCUUGGUCCAACGCAGCAUUCAACGCGCGGCGCAGCUCUCAUCGGAGAACGCAGGACACGACGCUUUUCGCUUCAACGAGGAACAAAAUACGCUCAUCGUGAGCACCCCGGCACUCGAAAACGCCGUCAAAUACGGAGGAGUGCACUCUAUAAGCUUCAAGGGACAAACCUACGAGGUUGUAGCGUACGCAAUACCGCCAGACGACACCAUAAAGGGCGUAAUUCACGGGAUACCGGACGAAGACUCCGAGCAAGACGUUCUAAACAACCUAGUCACGGCGAGGAACCCAAACGUGCUCCACGCCAGACGGAUGGGCCGUUCCAAGUCGGCGGUGGUACUUUUCAAGGGCCAGAAAGUGCCGUUCUGGAUCAUGUACGGCAACGUGGAGUACAAGUGCAACCUGUACAAGAAAAAGAUCGAAGUAUGCGGUACGUGCGGCGGAGUCGGACAUCGGUCCGACGUGUGUCCGCGACCGAAAGAGCAACGGUGCAAGAUUUGCAACACUCUAAACCCGACAGACGGCCACGCGUGUUCGCCGUCGUGCGGCAUCUGCGGCAAGGCUCACCCCACGGGUGACACACGAUGCAAGCAGCGUUUCAAGACGCCGUACAUCCUGCAACAGCGGCAGUGGGAGAAGAAGAAGAAACAAGAGGAGAGCAGGUUCAAGGAAGAGGACUUCCCGCCGUUACCCAAAGGACGGUCGCGGAGCCGAGCAUCCGUGCGGUCAACCUCGCGGCAGCGGUCCGGCUCGCGGCGGAGAUCGAAGUCCAGGAGGAGGUCCAGCUCCCGACAGCGAGUCAGCUGGGCCGGGGUGACCGACCACAAGGCCUCGGAAAAGAAGAGCAAGGAGGCCAAGACGCAGAACGACAAGUUAGACGAGAUCCUUGUCAUGAUGCGACAACUCCAGAAAGAAAACAAGGCUCUACGCGUGAUGGUAGAGAAGACCGAGAAGGAGAACGCAUGGCUGAGGACACAGCUUCAGCAGAAAAGCAACGAGACGGAGAAGGAACCGGAGAAGGCUUCGCCACCCGCGAAGAGGAAGAUGGUCGUAAGACCGGGCCAAGAGACGGUCGCAUUGGAUAAGGCCGAGGCGCCGCUGCAACAGGAAGUUAACAAGCAGGUGGUCGAGCUGAUGUGCAACCCCGAGUGGCUGACGCAGCUGGCUAGGCACAUGGAACAACUACGUACGGCACAAGUCCAAUACGUGAAUAACAAAGACGAAAAGGAACGACCGGAUUUGAUUGCCUUACAAGAGUCGAAACAACUGGCCAAACUGUCGGGUUACAAGUCCUACGGCAUGGAUACCAAGGAAAAGACGCAAGUGGUCACGUUGGUCAAAAGGAACAUACCGGUCGUCGUUCAUUACACAGGCGUUUCAACAGUAGAACACGUGCUAAUCGAGAUAAUCUCGGGGAAGAAGAAAGACCAGCGCAGCCUCUUCGUGCUGAACAUCUACAGCAGCCCGGCGAAACGGCACAGAUUCGCUUCCCUCUUCCAAGCGACCCUGAACAUCGCCAGACGCCAGACACUGGUCGUGUUUGGGGACUUCAACGCCCAACAUCCGGACUGGGGAUACAAGAUCGAACGACCCAAGGGCCGAAAACUGUGGAUCGACUCUCACGAAUGCGGACUAUCCCUGAUCACCGAUCCGGAUCAUCCGACGAGGAGAGGAGCCGCCCGACAACAAGACACUACGCCAGACCUUACGUUUGUGCGCUAUGCAAAGGAUGCAGAGUGGACAAACACGUGGGAAGACCUGGGUAGCGACCACUAUGUGCUAAAGAUAACGAUCCGCGCGGGCCCUGGAAAGCCGCGGGGCAGAAAGUGCAAGAUCACGGAAUGGGAUAAGUUCCGAGAGCUGAUGGGCGAAUACGAGACGGAAGACGUCACAAACAUUGGCGAGUGGAUGGAAUGCCUGCUGGCGGCUGCCGAACGGACGACCAAGGUGAUUCCGGAAGAAGCGGACGUGGCCGCUGCGGAUAGCCGACUCUUACACUUAUGGGAGGCUAAGGCUAGUCUGCAGAAGCGGCAGCGUACGCAACGUAACAAUCGGAACCUUCGAAGAAAGAUCGCUGAACUCAGCAGAACGAUCGAGACGUACGCUGACCAGGUUACGCGUCAACAGUGGCAGGAUACCUGCGAAGGGUUCGACGGUCAGCCCAAUGUACCCAAAACUUGGAACAUACUGCGGCACCUACUGGAUCCGGACGGUUGUAAGACGGCUCAGCGUAGCAAGAUGUGCGAGAUCAUUCGAAGUCACAAGGGUGACGAGGACGACCUAGUAGAGGAGAUCCGUAAGCGAUAUAUUGGUGACAACCCGCCGAGAACACCCACGACAUACGGCGGUGCAGACAACGAGGUGCUAGACGCGGACAUUUCUGAGUUUGAAGUUGCCGAGACACUGCGCAACUUGAAGACCAAGUCUGCUCCGGGACCGGACGGUGUCACCAACAAGAUGCUGCGGAACCUGAGCAACGAAGCCAUAACCGGCAUCACAAAAUACAUCAACGAGUGCUGGAGACAAGGCCAGCUACCACGGCAGUGGAAAACGGCCAAAGUGGUCCUGAUCCCGAAACCAGGCAAGAAGCCUCAGCUCGACGCUCUGCGCCCAAUCUCGCUCACGUCCUGCAUGGGCAAGAUAAUGGAGCACGUCGUUCUACGGAGAAUCAACGACUUCAUGGAGAGGAACCAAUUGUUCCCUCACACCAUGGUUGGAUUCCGGCCACACCUGUCUACCCAAGACGUGAUGCUGAGGCUCAAGCACCAAAUCAUAGAUGGCGAAAAAAGCUCUCAUCUCGACACUAGGGUGAUCCUGGGCCUCGACCUUACGAAGGCCUUUGACACUAUCAGGCAUGAUGCGGUCCUUGAGAACCUGGAGAAGCUGGGCGUAGGGCGACGCACGUUCAACUACAUUCAAGACUUCCUCAGCGAUCGGACGGCGCAAAUCUCCAUCGGUGGCGUCACGUCCGACGACAUCAAUCUAGGCGGGCGAGGCACACCUCAGGGCUCGGUCCUGUCGCCAUAUCUAUUUAACGUGGCGAUGAUUGAGUUGCCUGCGAAGCUCAGCAAGAUCGAGGGGCUGCACCACAGUAUAUACGCAGAUGACAUCACGCUCUGGAUGACCGGCGGCUGUGACGGGUUCAUCCAAGACACGCUACAAGAAGCGAUACGGACGAUUGAGGAGUACGUCACUCCGAGGGGCCUAACUUGCUCUCCACAAAAGUCGGAGCUCCUCCUCCUCAAACCUGUUCGGUCCCGCCAGCUGCCGUCGGACAUCGCGCUCUACUCGCAAGGACUGCGUGUCCCGUCGGUGAAGAGCAUUCGCAUCCUGGGUCUGCGGGUCCAGGCGGAUGGCAACAACUACGAGAUGAUCGAAUCGCUCAAGGCGUCAACUUACCAGAUCACCCGGCUUAUUUCACGCAUCUCAGGCCGUCACUUCGGAAUGAGGGAAGGAAAUCUUGUACGCCUCGUCCGCGCUUUCGUCGUGAGCCGGCUGGCAUACGUCCUUCCCUUCCUACGGCUCGGGGUGGCGGAGAAAGCCAAACUUGACUGCUUGAUUAGGAAGGCCUACAAGCGAGCACUUGGCAUCCCGGAUUCCACGUCAAACGAAAAGCUGGCGGCGCUGGGCCUACAUAACACCGUGGAAGAGAUCGUCGAGGCGCAACGGACGUCUCAGCUCGAACGGCUAACAAAGAGCGCUACCGGGCGUCACAUUCUCGAAAACCUGGGCAUCCGCUACGAAAGACAAACGGGCGAGAAAAUAGACGUGCCGAGACGGGUCCGGGAGAAGCUUACCAUCCCAAACCUGCCACGUCACAUGCACCCCGUGCACCAUGUGGAGCGACGAACGGCGAGAGCCAAGGCCCUUCGAAGACUACUAGAGAAGGAAGAGGGCGUCUACUACACGGACGCUGCGAGGUACGACAGGGAUGCCAUGGCCGCAGCCGUGGUUGACAAGCAAGGGAAGAUCGUUGCGAGCUGCAGUGUCCGGACGACAGAACCGGAGGUAGCCGAGGAAGUGGCCAUCGCUCUGGCACUCAAGCUGCAAGACGCUAAAAUCAUUGUCAGCGACUCACAGAUGGCGAUUCGCCAAUACGCCAAGGGACGGAUCUCGCCGGUUACGCUUCGAGUACUAGGUGAUCCUGAAAAGACUGCGAAGGUGAAGCUGAUCUGGACUCCAGCACACUCGUCGCUCCCCGGCAACGAGGAGGCUCACGACGCGGCCCGAGGUCUCACUCUCCGGGCCGGAGCAACGUCGGACCCCUCCAUCGAAUCGUCGACGGGGGGCGACAGACUGGUUACGUUCCGAGACAUCCUCGAUCAUUACGCCGGCGAAAGGAUGCGCUACCCUCCGGCGCAUCCCUCGCUGGACAAAAGACAAGCGGUAGCUUGGCGGCGACUACAGACAGGCACCUACCAUAGUCCUGCCCAGCUCAGCGGAUGGUAUCCGGAUCGCUACAAGGGAGACUGCCAGCUAUGUGGUGCAAGAGCGACUCUUCGCCACAUUAUUUGGGAAUGCAGCCGGCUCGACCGUAAAGCCCAGCCACUACUAAACAAGAUCACCAACCAAGAGAGCUGGGAAGCUCUUCUUCUCUGCACCGACCUUGAGGUGCAGGAACAAGUCGUCCGACUGGCCGAGGACGCCGCUGGAGUUUAAGCAAUCAAGUACGCUUACAUCAUCAGCACUUCUAAAAUCCAAAAACAUCUUUCUUGA
Molecule: messenger RNA, 5034 nt
Organism: Ixodes scapularis (black-legged tick)
Lineage: Eukaryota; Metazoa; Arthropoda; Arachnida; Ixodida; Ixodidae
Exons: 3
Biological process (GO): DNA repair
Molecular function (GO): endonuclease activity; DNA binding
Source: RefSeq, a predicted model, not a curated record